AUGUAUCGAAUUUGGAACAUCUACGCUCUUGCCUCCUUUGGCACCAUUGGAGGCAUGCUCUUUGGUUUUGAUAUCAGCUCCAUGAGCGCCUGGAUCGGCUCAGACCAGUAUCUCGAGUACUUUAACCACCCCGGCUCGACAGAGCAGGGCGGCAUCACAGCUUCCAUGUCGGCAGGAUCUUUCGUUGGAGCCCUUGUCGCAGGAGGCAUCGCUGAUCGUCUUGGUCGUCGUAAGGCCCUCAUGAUUGCUUGUUUCUUCUGGAUCGCCGGUGCUGUUCUGCAGUGCUCUGCCCAAAACGUCGCCCAUCUUAUUGUUGGUCGUAUUGUCAGUGGUGUCGCUGUCGGUAUCACCAGUUCUCAGGUCCUAGUGUAUCUCGCAGAGCUAGCGCCUUCGCAGAUUAGAGGCCGUAUUGUUGGUAUUCAGCAGUGGGCUAUCGAAUGGGGUAUUCUCAUCAUGUAUCUCAUCUCCUAUGGCUGCUCAGUCGGUGUUGAUGGUCCUGCUGCGUUUCGUAUCGCUUGGGGCGUCCAAGCCGUUCCCGGAUUCAUCCUCUUUGCCUCGCUCUUCUUCUUUCCAGAGUCACCACGAUGGCUUGCCCAACACGAUCGCUGGGAGGAGGCUCACUUUAACCUUGCCCACCUUCACGCCGGUGGCGAUCUUGACAGCCCUGUUGUCCUCGCCGAGAUGGAAGAGGUUCGUGAAGCUGUUCGAAUCGCCAAUGAGUCCAAGGAUAUUGGAUACCUUGGUCUCUUCGCACCUGGUGUUUGGAAGCGCACCGUUGUUGGUGUUAGUGUCCAGGUCUGGCAGCAGUUGCUAGGUGGAAACGUCAUGCUGUACUAUCUCGUCUAUAUCUUCAGAAUGGCUGGUAUGACUGGUAACACUGCUCUUACCUCUUCCAUUAUCCAAUAUGUCAUCUUCCUUGUCACUACCGGUCUCGUGCUGCCUUAUAUCGAUCGCCUGGGUCGUCGGCCUCUACUUAUUAGUGGAGCGUUGAUCUGUGGUGUUCUGCACUUUACCAGUGGAGCUGUCAUGGCUGUCCACGGCUAUCCCGUUGAUGGUAUUGAGGGCAACGAUAUCUUGACCUGGGCUAUUCAAGGAGCUCCCGCCAAGGCCGUCAUUGCCCUGGCAUACAUCUUUGUCGGAGUUUACGGUCUUACCUGGGCACCUGUCGCCUGGAUCUACGCCAGUGAAGUCUUUCCUCUCAAGUACCGAGCCAAGGGUGUCGGCCUCGCGGCUUCUGGUAACUGGAUCUUCAACCUUGCUCUGGCUUUUUUCGUGCCCCCAUCCUUCACCAACAUUCAAUGGCAGACAUACAUGAUCUUCGGCACCUUUUGUAUUGCCAUGACUGUACACGCGUUCUUUAUGUACCCCGAAACCGCUCGCAAGACCCUCGAGGAGGUCGAUGCCCUGUUCGAUAGCAACGUUCCUGCUUGGAGAAGCGCCAAGGCGACUGGAGGCUUUGAGGAGAAGCUUGAGGCUGCUCAGCGCGCAGAUGGAUUCAAAAACGGCGCUGAUGGCCUGGAGACAACACACGCCGAGACUGCCUAG
Messenger RNA from Fusarium graminearum PH-1, 1545 nucleotides. RefSeq lists its product as uncharacterized. NCBI's taxonomy places the organism in Eukaryota, Fungi, Ascomycota, Sordariomycetes, Hypocreales, Nectriaceae. The record is from RefSeq and is a predicted model, not a curated record. The transcript has 6 exons. Gene Ontology annotation, biological process: carbohydrate transport; transmembrane transport. The coding region runs from base 1 to 1545 and encodes 514 amino acids. Gene Ontology annotation, molecular function: carbohydrate:proton symporter activity. Gene Ontology annotation, cellular component: membrane.